Molecule: messenger RNA, 873 nt
Organism: Grosmannia clavigera kw1407
Lineage: Eukaryota; Fungi; Ascomycota; Sordariomycetes; Ophiostomatales; Ophiostomataceae
Exons: 1
Coding region: 1-873 (290 amino acids)
Source: RefSeq, a predicted model, not a curated record
AUGCGAUUGCGCGUACGCCCUGCCUGGCGACGACAGCCGGCUGGCAUGUGGCUCUUGCCGGCAGCCGCAUUCCUGUGCGUGACGACGACGACGGCGGCGACGACGACAACGACGACGGCCGCCGCCUCUGCCGGGCUCUGUGUGGCCGGAUACCACAGCUGCGCGGUCCUGGGCGCCAGCUUUGCGGACUUGUGCUGUCCACUGGUGCAGAGCUGCAUGCUGGACGAAGCCGACGAGCCGGCCUGCUGUCCGGCCGGAUAUGCCUGCACGGGGACGGCGCCGGCGGCAGCCACGACGGCUUCGCUGUCGUACGUGCCCGACUACUACUACGGGUACUUUCCAUACGUCGUGCCGGCCGGCGCGGCCGCAUCAACGGCGCUCGCAGACAUCGGCAGUUGCGACGCCGCUGUGCAGCAGUGCCGCGCCAACUUUGCGCUCUGCACGACAGUGUUAGGGGGUGCCAUGGUCACAACUGACACUACGGCUGCUACAGCUGCCACUGCUGCUGCCACUGCUACAACACCCACAACCACUCCCACUUUCGGCGUCACCGUCGUCGUCUCAAGCCAGACCACAAUCCAACUGCACAAAAGAGCUGCUGCCACCAUAUCUGCACUCGUUCUCACGGUGCCCACCACAUUGGCUGCUGCGUCGGCUGCCAGCAUCUGCAGCCUCCUCAGUAGCCAGGCCUGUGGAGGGCUGCCGGCCAGUUGCUCCGUCCUCUUCGCUACCAAAACGGCUACGGUCUCAGCUUCGAGCAGCACAAGAUCAUCCACCAUCAGCAGUGCUGGCCGCAACGCUCAGCUGGCACCGCUGCACAGACAUGUCGCCCUGCUCGCUGCAACUGUUGCCGUUGUGGUUCUUGUGCUAUGA